Molecule: messenger RNA, 1240 nt
Organism: Cydia amplana
Lineage: Eukaryota; Metazoa; Arthropoda; Insecta; Lepidoptera; Tortricidae
Exons: 6
Coding region: 1-1212 (403 amino acids)
Source: RefSeq, a predicted model, not a curated record
AUGAAGAGGGUUAAACGGAGGCAGGGCCGCAGUUCCGCUAAGAAGUUUGAGAAAUAUGAUAUCAAUGGGACACCAUUUGUCUCGCCUGAGAUUGAGCAGGUAUUUCCACCUCCUAAGGAAAGAUGCGGCGAAGAUGUGGAUGUUGGUACUAUUGGGCGCGAAAAUCCCUUUGCAAGAAGCAAAUCACAUCGGUGCACCUUCUUCAGGCCCAGCAAUGAAGACUUCGGGCAGCUGACUGACAUGGCUUUGUCUCCGAAAGAUUAUUACAAGAAAGUUCUUCAUGAAAUCUGCAACGAGUCCACGUCAGACACGACAAAAACGGUGACAAAGAAUGCCUGUGAAGGGUCCAUGGUGCAGACCUGUUCGGCGUUCGUGGAGCCGGCCAGCGUACACAAGCUAGACGAACAUGUGACGGUGGACCUGAUGGAUGACGUGCAGUGGCAGACCAUCGACAGCGUCAGCGACGCGGACUUGUUUCUGUCGAGAGUGUCGAGCCCAGCGCGGAUCGAGGUGGUGCUGAAAGAUAAAAAGCGUACUCCUACGGUUCCUAAUAGUAAUAUUCGUAUAUCGGAAACACCUCACGUAAAACGGAUCGCUGAGAAGUUCUCCAAGUUCAAAAAGAACAACGUUGAAGUCCGCAAGCUUGAAGAGAGGGUGGUUUGCCUGGAGUACGACAUCUUCGACUUGAACGCGGCUGACCCCGCGGUGCCGACGCAGAAAAUGAGGGCAUUUUUCUCCAUAAAAAUGAAAGAUUUAGGAGGAGACAACAAAGAAAACAUACCUUCCAUCCCAUCUGAUGUAAAACGCAACUUCAACUUGGACGACGGAGACCUACAGAAACUGAACAAGAAAGAAAUAGAAAUCAUAGACAACGAGAUACCCGAAAACAGGUCCUUCCUAGAGGACCUCAAGCGAGUGCUGAGACGGAAACGGGCACUCGAAAACAAAAAGAGACGCGAAACAUUGGACCUCAUGUGUCUGUACGAGAUGGCUAAACGAGAGAGCCCACCUGUCAACUGCGACUAUUCCAACACUAAUCUCUUAUCGAAAGCAGAACUGCAGGAAAUUAAAGAUUUGAUUCUAAAAAAAUGCGAAUCGAGCGUUUACGGGAUUAAUAGAAGAACGGUGAAAUGUAGAGAUGAAGUGAAUGAUGCGAAGUGUGUGCUGUCGAACAGUUUGGUAAACGAGUUGAUGCGUGAGGCUAAAGUGUGAAAAACAAGUGAAAGUUCAGUUUUACCAU